Messenger RNA from Colletotrichum truncatum, 597 nucleotides. RefSeq lists its product as uncharacterized. The record is from RefSeq and is a predicted model, not a curated record. Lineage: Eukaryota; Fungi; Ascomycota; Sordariomycetes; Glomerellales; Glomerellaceae.
AUGGCCGAACGCAGAUCAACCAUGGCUGAACACUUCAGCCAGAAGCCGUCCGAGUCCCGUCUCUCCAUUCCGACACCUGCACGUAUUCCUCUCGCUGGCUUGGUUGGUUUCGGUAUUGGAACGACAUUGGGCAUUGCUCAAGGAGGCCAGACCGCACAGCUACGUUUCCGUGCCGAGCACGCGCACAAGAUGCCCACUACCACCACGGGCUGGUACCUCUAUCAUAAGAGCAAGAACUAUCACACCAUGUACGGCGGUCUCCGCGAGGGCCUGCGUAUGGGUGCUCGACUCAGUUUCUGGACCCUGAUGGCGUUUGGUCUUGAGAGCACUGUAGAUAGAUACCGAGGGAGCACAGAUCUUCUCAGCACCGUUCUGGCCAGUUUAACUGUAGCUGGUAGCUUCAGUCUCGUGAAUCGUUUCUCUCUACCAACUGCUGCGCGCACGGCGAGAUACGGAUUACUCUUCGGGCUGGUAUACGGCGGGUUGCAAGACGCCGUCGGACUUGCUCGCGGCCGGCCCGUCGGGUAUGUUGAGUUCGUUCGCAAACGCUUCGGUUCUGGGAUGAAGGCCCAAGUAGAAGAAACACAGCAAGCCUAG